ACGCUGACUUCUGUGGUCCAGGCUUGGCUGAUUUUCAGUUCUUGCGACACAAUUAAAAAAAUCUGCGAAGUUGAAGGCGUCGUUGAGGUUGGAUGCUUCUAAGGUAAUCUUGGUUCCAUAUUGUGCUUAUCUUUUGGAAUUAGUAGGAUCUGUUUCUGCAAUAUUCUAUUGCAAUUCCCGUGGAGGCCAUGGCCAGCAGAGGAGUAUCCAGGCCAAAUGGUCAGUCACAGGCCAGCAAAAUCUGUCAGUUCAAACUUGUAUUACUCGGGGAGUCGGCUGUGGGAAAGUCCAGUCUAGUGCUGCGAUUUGUUAAAGGACAAUUCCAUGAAUACCAGGAAAGCACAAUUGGUGCUGCAUUUCUUACACAAUCUGUCUGCUUGGAUGACACGACAGUCAAGUUUGAGAUCUGGGAUACUGCUGGACAAGAGCGAUAUCACAGUCUAGCUCCCAUGUAUUACAGAGGUGCUCAGGCUGCCAUUGUAGUCUAUGACAUCACCAAUCAGGAGACAUUUGCAAGAGCAAAGACAUGGGUGAAAGAAUUGCAGCGACAAGCAAGCCCCAGUAUUGUUAUAGCGCUGUCAGGAAAUAAGGCAGAUCUGGCAAAUAAAAGGAUGGUGGAAUAUGAGGAAGCACAAGCAUAUGCAGAUGACAACAGUUUGUUGUUCAUGGAGACAUCAGCAAAGACUGCAAUGAAUGUUAAUGACCUAUUUUUGGCAAUAGCCAAGAAGUUGCCAAAGAGUGAACUUCAGAAUGCCAGUGGAGCAGCAGGGCGCAACAGAGGUGUGGAUCUCCAUGAACCAUCUCAGCAGAACAAGAGCCAGUGUUGUAGCAACUAAGAAUGAUGAAGGGAGCUUGCUCCAGUUAACAACUGCACAUUUGAUAAGAAGUGGAAAUUCAGUCUCUCCAUCCAUGCCUUUUUUGCAGUGCUUCAGUCAAGAAAGUACUUGCAGAAUGGAUAUGGAACUUAAACCAGUCUUUACUUUGUAUUAUAGAUGCAAAAUCACUCUUUACCCUCUUAAAUGAUGUUCAUGUGGAUGCACUUGUCUCUAGAACACAAGUUCUUCAAAACCUGUUUUAAACAUUGUACAUUAAGAAUAUGCUCAAAUUCCAGUGGUGUAACUUUAUUUGUAUUUAGCACAAAAGCUGCAGUAUCCCCACUUAUUAAUUCUUGCCCUGUAUUUUAAAACAGCACAUGAUAUAAAUCAGUAUUUACAUAAGCUUUGACUGACAGGUGGUUUUUUGCAGUUCAGCAAAUUGUAGGAAUUGGCCCUUUCUAGGAUGGCAAGUCUAAAAGGGGUUCUGUACUGAACAGUAGGUUAGUUAUCCUAGAGGAGAAAUUGGCUGCUAAAAUCUGUUUAAACUCUGGCUACUAGUUCUUGGUGCAAUAAGAUUGUAGGUCACUGAAUACUUGAGCAUUGUGUAUACUUCUGAAUUAACAUUUUUUAGUUUAAAAAUACUGUAGGUGGCACCUUGGUUUUAAGUAGUUCUGGGAAAACUGGGCUCUCAGCAUGGAUGUUUUAACUCUGUUCCCACUGUUCUCAUUCUCUGUAGUGCUUGUGUAGGAUAAGCUGUAGGAAGCAUGUAAUUAUUUUAAAAACCUGAAACCAUUAAAAGGGGAGUAUGCCACAGAACUAAUGCAUGGGCCAAACAAGUGGAUAGACAUUCAAAAUUCAGCUGUAAUUUGCCUCUUGAUCUUGAGCUGUGCCAUAAAUUGGCUAGCUCCUGAACCUUUUCAAUGGAGUAGGAACUGAUGAACAAGCUCUAUGCUUACUGACCACUACAUGUCCUGAAUAGUUAGUCCAUUUACUCCAACAAAUUUGGUUCUGGCUCCUGAAUUGUGGCAUGACUGAAGUGAUGCAUACACAGCACUUCAGUUCUCCACCUGACGCUGUCAAAGUUGGGUUCAGUAUUGGAGCAUGUGGGAAAAACUCGUGUUGGAUGCACCAUAAGGUGGGAGAUUUGACUUUCUUGAUGGAGUUUUUUUUUAAAUGGCUGCAUUUCAGUAAUUUGGCUGCAUGUUUUAACUGUGGCAGUGAUCCAGUGAAAGAACUAAGGUUUUUCAUGGCUUUAUCAAUUCCUCUUGAAUUUGGUUUCCACUAUAGAAACUGAAAGCACUGCUAAUUUUGGCUAUGCAAUAGGAUACUGCAGCUUUAACAUCUAGUAAAAUACCUUAAUUUUGCCCUGUUGCUUGCCUCCCACAAAUAUUUGACUUGAAAAUCAAUCAGAUUUGUUGAAUAUUUGACAUUCUGUCCUUCUCUUACACUAACCAUCACAUCCACACAUAACUUGCAAACACUUGAACUGAGGCAACCUGAAAUAUUUGACAUGGGAAUAGUUUCUCUGCUUUGGUUUGCAUAAGAACACCAUUCACUUUUUGGAAUGAAUUAGUAGAAAUGAUUCAAUAGUUGAAUGGUCUUUGAAUGUGGAUUCUUUUACAAAUUGCUAAUUGCAAUACAGCAACCUAUACAGUUUGCAGCAAUUUCACAAUGCUUUUCUUUCCCAUUGAACAUCUAUAGGAUGAAAACCAGUCAAUUCCCUAACGACCAGUUGGAUCUACAGAGCUUAACACUUAAACCAAGUUUGUUCUUGUCUGUAAAUUUUGUGGAAUUGGUUAGCAUAAAGAUCAAGGUCUGAUUUGGGUAACUUAUUGAUGGUGUUCAGGCACAGCUGUCUGCAGUGUAGAAAGAAAUUGGGCCAAAGCCAAGCACUUUGAUAUCAGCAAAUCAGAUUUGAAUUUUGAACAUCUGAGGAAUCUGAUGCAAAAAGUGAGAGUGGUGAUUUUUUGAGUUUUUAAAUUGAGCCUUUUAUCAGUGUUUUUGGGCACAUGAUGAAUGAUUAGGCCUUGCAUAGGAAUUUAAUCUUCUGAUGCACUUUAGUGGUUUUUCUCUCAUAGUUGUCUAACCUGGUGCCUAGUUGCCCAUCUCUAUACACAUGCAGAUCCAGGCACGGAAAAUAUUCCAGAAUUUAACCUUGAUAUCAAAGGGGGAGGGGGAAAAUGACUAAAAUACUUGGUUGUCACUUUGGCAUUAUGACUCCAAGGGUAUGUUUUUUUAAAGUUCACUUUUAUUGAAUAUUUUGAACUUGUGUAGUUGUUGCUUAUUUGGGUAGCUUGGUUCUUGCAACCUAAACUGCACUUGUCAAAUCUGUCUUCACACAGUAGAUAUGGUUUCUUCAUGGUAGCUGUCAAGGUUGGGAAAUGUAUUUUGUACUAAAGUCACUUGAAUCAGCAUACAAGACUGGCAGUCUGUUCAUUUCUACAAGGCAGCAUUACUCCACUAAUCCUGUGUUUUUUUUUCCCCCUCCAAAUGGAAGUGAACAAUGCAAUUAUGGGCACUUGAUUUUAAAAAUAACCACUAUGCAGGUCCUGAAACAGUUGAAUUUCAUGGCAAGAAACUGGUCAAAUGACUCGUGACUAUAAUGCCACAAUCCUUUAUACAAUUUACUGUUUUUGUAAUUAAGCCAUCUUUAAAUUUGCAAUUAAAUCAUGGUCAUUCUAAUUAAGGUAUAUAACAAUGUACUAGAUGGCCUUGUUUUUGGACUUAAUUACUAUGGACAAUUUUGGUGCAUCCUAAUGAGGGUAUUCGGCCACUGAAAUGUAUUUGGGACAACCUGGAUUUGUGCAUUGAGGGCUUCAUUUUGUAUAUCCUUGAAGAUUAAAAGUUAUUGCCUAGAAAUUGCAAUGGAGUCUGUAGUGUAUCACACCAUGCAUCAUAAUUCAUGAUACCACAAAUUCUCUCGAGUGAUUUUUGUUUUUGUCCUGUUUACUUACAAUAAACAAUAUAGUGACUGCACUUUGUAUUUAAAUUAAAUUUCAUUUAACUUGCACGACCUUGAAUUAUGUGGAUAGUUGCUAACAACAUCAGUUGGUGCAAGUGACCAAGAAAGAAUUUUUUUUCUUUUUCUCUCCUUUCCCCAGCCCCACCAUGUAACAAAUGGACUGCUAAUCAGUUGAACAUUGUACUCUGGUUCCUAGGCAGCUUGAGUGAUACCAUAGCAGAUCAGUAUUUGUCUCCUAUUUUGCCAAUGGAUCCAGAAUUAUUUUGUGCCUUGAAUGCAGCUAGUCCAGAAGGCAACAUUUUGUUCAGUGUGCAUAUUAAUGUUUUUAAGCUGAUUCUUUCUUUUUCUAUAAUAAACUCAACAGUGCUA
Molecule: messenger RNA, 4146 nt
Organism: Pristis pectinata (smalltooth sawfish)
Lineage: Eukaryota; Metazoa; Chordata; Chondrichthyes; Rhinopristiformes; Pristidae
Product: ras-related protein Rab-5B
Exons: 6
Coding region: 189-836 (215 amino acids)
Molecular function (GO): GTP binding; GTPase activity
Source: RefSeq, a predicted model, not a curated record